AUGGCCAUCUUUGAUUCCGAAAAGCGCCCUCGUGGCUUGCGCGUUCCGUCUCUCACGGCGAUGAAGAAUGGAGCCAACAAAUCGCAAUUCUCCUUCGGCAGCAAGAAAUCCAUCGAUGUGAAAACUCCCGAGCAUGAAGUCACCCCAGUGGUUGCAGUGGACGUACCUGCCCUGCCACCGCAACGAGCCCCGCCACCGAAUAAGGAGCUACCGCCCCGACCAAAAUCCCAAAUUCCUCCUCCCCCGCGCAUGUUGACCAAAGUGCCACCACGGCGCCAGGUUCCCAACAGUGAGCCUAAUGGGAAUCAACCAGCUACCCAGCCACCUGUCAAUCCACCCACAUCUGCCCAGCCCCAGCCACAGCAGGCGCAACCACAAGCACAAGCUCAAGCUCAAUUUCAAGCUCCAUCACCGCCUUUCCAAUCAUCACCGCAAGCGGCCUCACCCCAAUCACAAGUCUACGCCCCAUAUACCCCAUCCGCUACACUGCCAGCUGCCCCGCAACCGGUCAGACCAGCUGAGCGAUCGGUGGUCGUGGAAUCAAAGGCCCAACAAGACCCUGCUUCAUUCCCUGCCGUACCUCCAGUGACCCUCUCGCCUCCACCGAGCGACGAUAACGAAGCCUUGACCCCACUUGAAGACUUCAUUCCCACGCCCGACGAAUCUGGGACCCCCCUCGGAAAUCUAUCCACCGAAGAGCUAUCAAUGCCUCCUAUGCCAGAUGUCGAGCCCGUGGCGGCGCCAUUGAAUAAGGUUCAUUUUGCCUGCUUCCAGGAGCACCGGAAUAUGCCCGUGGCGCAAAACGUGUGGUGUCCACUUCCAUGUCAGACAUGCCACAAGUUUGACCGAGAGAUCCGUCAUCGAUGUGUAUUCUGCUCCCUGCGCGUCUGCGAGGGAUGUUACCAAACGUUGCAGAAAUGCAAAAACCGUUCUUUGAAUGAGCUGAUGCAAAAGAUCGGUUGA
Molecule: messenger RNA, 963 nt
Organism: Penicillium verhagenii
Lineage: Eukaryota; Fungi; Ascomycota; Eurotiomycetes; Eurotiales; Aspergillaceae
Exons: 1
Coding region: 1-963 (320 amino acids)
Source: RefSeq, a predicted model, not a curated record